CGCGCCCGGCGCUGGCGUUCGACGGGCCGCGGGCGGGCAGAGCAAGGGCGGUUGCACCGACACCGGUACUUAGGCGCGGGCCGGCGUGUCCUUGGGCUAGAGAGCGGGACGUCCGUCUUCGGGUCGCAGCGGCUGUGGUGCUGAUCCCCUGCGAGCGAAUUAAAAAUGGGUGAUGUUGAGAAAGGCAAGAAGAUUUUUGUUCAGAAGUGUGCCCAGUGCCACACCGUGGAAAAGGGAGGCAAGCACAAGACUGGACCAAAUCUCCACGGUCUGUUCGGGAGGAAGACAGGCCAGGCUGCUGGAUUCUCCUACACAGAUGCCAACAAGAACAAAGGCAUCACCUGGGGAGAGGAUACCCUGAUGGAGUAUUUGGAGAAUCCCAAAAAGUACAUCCCUGGAACAAAAAUGAUCUUCGCUGGAAUUAAGAAGAAGGGAGAGAGGGCGGACCUAAUAGCUUACCUUAAAAAAGCUACUAAUGAGUAAUUCCGCGCCUUAUUUAUUACAAAACAAAUGUCUCAUGACUUUUAAUGUGUACCAUAAUUUAAUUCAUACACCAAAAUUCAGAUCAUGUUUUUCUUGGACAGUCCUGAUUUAAGUAAAAAUGACAUGUAGUAAAGUGGAUAUGAUCUUUUUUUAAAAUAACAAUUCCAGUUGCAUAAAUACUAUCACUGCUCUCCCUUUCUCAAUAUAGGAUUGGACUGAAUUAUUAAAGUUGUACUUUCCACAAAAAUGGGGGUGUCACCACAAACCUAUUGGAUGGUUUUAUACUUAAAUUUAUAUGACUUGACGAAUGAGUAUGUUUAAACCCCGGGGAAAAAACCUGUCACUGUCUCAGAAAUGAGAAGACUCACCUGUGUUUCAGUUUAUACUCACUGGUCUGUUACAGGCAAUCAUCAGGAAGUAACUGUUCUUGACUUGAUGAUGUCAUUUUAGUUAGAAUCUCCUAAGUCAAACAAUGCUGCCUUUUGCCACUGAAAGGCACUUACUGUGGUCUAUGUAUAAUAUCAAAUAAAGAGUAUUUAGCACUU
Molecule: messenger RNA, 1028 nt
Organism: Mesocricetus auratus (golden hamster)
Lineage: Eukaryota; Metazoa; Chordata; Mammalia; Rodentia; Cricetidae
Product: cytochrome c, somatic
Exons: 3
Coding region: 166-483 (105 amino acids)
Biological process (GO): mitochondrial electron transport, ubiquinol to cytochrome c; mitochondrial electron transport, cytochrome c to oxygen
Cellular component (GO): mitochondrial intermembrane space
Molecular function (GO): electron transfer activity; heme binding
Source: RefSeq, a predicted model, not a curated record